Messenger RNA from Leptinotarsa decemlineata (Colorado potato beetle), 903 nucleotides. RefSeq names its product persulfide dioxygenase ETHE1, mitochondrial. Lineage: Eukaryota; Metazoa; Arthropoda; Insecta; Coleoptera; Chrysomelidae. Gene Ontology annotation, molecular function: sulfur dioxygenase activity. Gene Ontology annotation, cellular component: mitochondrion. The record is from RefSeq and is a predicted model, not a curated record. Gene Ontology annotation, biological process: hydrogen sulfide metabolic process; glutathione metabolic process.
GGAAAAUCAAACAGUAUCAAUGGUUUUUCCAUCCUGAUCAAUAAUGAAUAACUUGAUGAAGAUGGCAACAUCCGUAAGAAUUUGUGCGAAACAAUUUUCCAAAAAAUACAGUACAUCAUCUAGUGCGAUGAUUUUUCGACAGCUUUUCGACACGGUAAGUAGCACUUACACGUAUUUGCUGGGAGACCAAUCAACUAGAGAGUGCAUCCUUAUCGACCCAGUGUUGGAACAUGUGAAGCGGGACUUUCAACUGACAAAAGAUUUGAAUUUAAAUUUGGUUUACGUCGUAAAUACCCACAUGCAUGCUGAUCAUAUCACCGGGUCAGGUCUGUUGAAAACUAUUUCUGGGUGCAGGAGUAUUAUUUCAAAAUCUAGUGGAGCUCUGGCUGAUAUAUUCGUUGAUGAAGGUGAUAUGAUUUCUUUCGGAAACUUCAAACUGAAAGUUUUGAAUACUCCAGGCCACACUAAUGGAUGCUGUUCAUUUUAUAUUGCCGAAGAGGGAAUCGCUUUCACCGGAGAUGCUCUCCUGAUUCGCGGAUGCGGCAGGACCGAUUUCCAGGAGGGCAAUCCUGAAACGCUCUACCACAGCGUGCACAAUAAGAUAUUCUCUCUUCCGGAAUCGACUCUGCUUUAUCCAGCGCAUGACUACACUGGCAGGAUGGUUACUUCGGUAAAUGAGGAGAAGCGACUCAAUCCGAGGUUGACGAAGAGCUUGCAGGAGUUCAUCCGGAUCAUGAACAACCUCAAUUUGAGCUAUCCUAAGCAAAUUGAUAAAGCCCUGCCUGCUAACAAAGUUUGCGGCCUCUACGACCUCCCCGAGGACUUAAAGGAUGGACUCUAAUUUGUUGAAAACUCGGAUUAUAGAAGACAUAUUGAAAUGUUCCGAUAUACUGGGAAUUUUGG